Molecule: messenger RNA, 6866 nt
Organism: Xyrichtys novacula (pearly razorfish)
Lineage: Eukaryota; Metazoa; Chordata; Actinopteri; Labriformes; Labridae
Source: the annotation of a GenBank genome assembly
AUGUCUCGAUUUAACAAUAAUCGCGGCGGAAUGAAUCACUUCCAACAACGCAGAGGCGGUGGGCCCGGCGGCCCGAUGCGAGGUGGACUGAUGGGGAACCCGAACUUCAGGAACCAUCCCUUCCAGAACCCGAACCACAACCGAAGGGGACAAAAUAACAACAUGAAUAGGCCGCAGAUUACCCCUCAGAAGCCGAUUAUUCCUCCUCCGAGUCCCGGACCAGCUCUGACGAUGAAAGGCCCGAUGCAGCAACAACAGCAGCAACAGCAACAGAAACCGACACAGCCAGAACAGCAGCAACAGAAGCCAGCAACCCCUGCUCCUCAGACCAAAACCGAGUCACCCCAGCCCAAGUUACAGUCUCCACCGCCGAAACCCAACGUUAACUCUUCUCAACCCGACCAGGCCAACAAGAAUCAGAACCAACCACAGAACCAGCAGCUGAAGUCACCCGCAGGAAAUGCUAACGGACAGCAACAGAAGCAGCCCCCACACCCGAGCCCGAAGUCAGGGCAACAGCAGGGGCAAAGGACCGGACCACCGCUGGGCCAGAGGACUGGACCGCAGCAGGGCCAGAGACCAGGGCCACAGCACGGCCAACGAGGGCCACAUCAGGGCCAGAGAGGAGGACCACACCAAGGCCAGAGAAUGGGCCCUCAACAAGGCCAGAGGGCAGGGCCGUCGCAGAUGAAGGCCAGACAGCAGGACAAAGAAGAGUCGGAGAAAAUGGUCAUCAAAAGCGAAGGAGCAGAGGCAGAAGGAAGGCCGUCCAGCGUGAGUUUAAUACACUUUUUUAAUACCAGUUAUACAGUGUGCUAGUUCUAGCUACUGUAACUCCAGGUUUGAUGCACAACGCAGCCCGGGUGGGCGGUGUUUUCUUGUAUUCAACUUACGAUGGCUUCAGUCGUCCGCUGCGGGUAACAACCACUCCGGUCAAGGCAUCGAAUCAAACGCACCCUUGCUAGUCGCCUUUAUAAUCCGCCAUCUUAUUUAGCGGCGGAAAAGUCGCAUUUUAGUCGGUUUUUAGAGCUACUUAGACGAGAUAAACGUUCAAAUCAUGAUUUUUCUGUAUUCUUGUGUCGGUGUGUGUUUUUUCGGCAGUCUGAAUUUGCUUUUAAUUGUAUUUCAAAGAUGUGGGUCAAGAGUACGAUGAAGCUCAUGUAUGGGGGAUGGGCGGUUAAUACGUACGUUAACAAAGACGUGAGACCGAAACAAUCCGUUUAGUGGAAAUUAUUUGUAUUUCUUUUUUCAGGUAGUCAGAUUUUAUUUUAUUUUCAUAAUUUACAUUGAAGCAUACAUCAUUUUAAUUCAAAUAAGGUGGAAAAUGACUAGAAAAGGAUAAAAUGUGAGGGGGAAAAGGGAAACAAAACAAAACCAAAAAGGGGUAAACAGAGAGACCCCAGCAACAACAACACAACAGUGUGUCAUCAGUUAAAAGAAAUAUGUGUCCUUGUAUUUAAAAAAAAAAUUAUAUGUUUAUUGUUAGCUCAGUCUGGGACCCCCUAACCCACUGUCUCCCCUCUUAGGCCUCUAGGACUAGCAACAAGUAAAUGGUAUACAUUUUCUGGCCAAAAAUAAGAGUUUAUUAAGUGAUUUUGAUCUUCUCACAUCCAUACCUCUAUUUGUAGGUGGCAUUCCCAAUAGAAACUGGCCUGGAUCUUUGGUCUGGACAUAUCGUUUUUGAAUAUUGCUGUCACUUCCUUAAAUACAAGGAAAUCCAUGUAUUUUGAGAUUUUAUCCAUAACAACGACAAAUAACUUGUCUCAUUAAUAUGUACAGGAGUUUAAGGCAUCCCUGUCUAUGCUGCUGAAACCCGGAGAGAAGACUUACACCCAGCGCUGCCGCCUGUUCGUCGGUAACCUUCCUAACGACAUCACAGAAGACAAUUUCAAGAAGCUGUUUGAAAAAUAUGGAGAACCGAGCGAAGUGUUCAUCAACAAGAGCAAGGGCUUUGGUUUCAUUCGUCUGGUAAGAGUUUAUCCCCUAAAUUAUCAUGAUGUAGUCGUUUUAAAACUCACUUUUGAGAGUAAUGCCUUUUGGGUUUUUCAAUUUACUUAUGUACUUGUUUGAGUAUCUGACUUCACGAGUGAAAGUCUUCAUUUGUUGUUGUCAUGAUUGUUAAAGACAUAUGGUAAAGCAUUAUCUUUCACUAACUCUUAUACUGUACGGAUGUCUUUGCAGGAAUCCCGUGCACUCGCAGAGAUAGCAAAGGCCGAGUUGGAUGACACACCCAUGAAGGGUAGACCCCUUCGUGUACGUUUUGCAACACACUCAGCAGCCCUGUCUAUAAAAAAUCUCUCACCAUUUGUGUCCAACGAGCUUUUAGAAGAAGCCUUCUCACAGUUUGGAAUGGUUGAGAGGGCCGUUGUCAUUGUAGACGACCGUGGCCGCUCCACAGGAAAGGGCAUUGUAGAGUUUGCCUCCAAACCUGCAGCCAGAAAGGUCCUGGAUCGUUGCAACGAGGGUGUUUUUCUGCUCACCACGUGAGUCCAUUUACAGUACUCCAAUCUAAGCCUGUAAUUUUUCCUUUGAGUUCAGUGCUCUUAUCUCACUUUGUUUGCUAUACCUAGAUCACCCAGACCAGUUGUUGUUGAGCCCCUGGAGCAGUUUGAUGAUGAAGAUGGACUCCCCGAGAAACUGGCUCAGAAGAACCCAAGAUAUCAAGCGUGAGCACAGUUUCAUACUAGAUGCAAAAAUAAAAACUGUGUUGGAGGUGAUUGAGGGUGACAGUCCCUGAAUUAAUGCCUCAGGUCAUUGUUUAUUAUCGGCAGAUGGUGAGAUGUAGAUGUGUGUGGGGGUUGGUUCAGGGAUUGCAGCUGUUAAGAAUCAAUCCUCUUUGUGGAGGAGCAGAUGUUAACCUGUUUGACUCUGUGAAUAAGGAGAAAGGAGUCACUUCCACAAGUCUUAUCAUUCAAGAGAUUAUCAGUCUAUUACUACUUGAUAGUAGCUGAGGCAGAUUUAAAAUAUGGUGUGUUAAGUAAUCUCAAGUUAAACUAACGAUGUGUUUCUACAGAGAGCGUGAGGAACCUCCCCGCUUUGCUCGUCCCGGCACUUUUGAAUUUGAGUAUGCCAAGCGCUGGAAGUCUUUGGAUGAAAUGGAGAAGCAGCAGAGGCAGCAGGUGGAGAAGAACAUGCGUGAGGCCCGUGAAAAGCUGGAGAGUGAGAUGGAGGAUGCUUACCACGAGCACCAGGCCAACCUGCUUCGCCAAGGCAAGUUAAUGUUUCCUGUGAUGUUCGAAUAACCUAUUUGCUUAAUUACAAUUAAUGCCGUUUUUGCCUACAUUGAUGUUAUGGAAGCAUUGGGCUAUUCCCUGAUGAAAUGUAAUGGUAUUGUUCUUCAUUUCAGAUCUGCUGAGGCGUCAGGAGGAACUGAGGCGCAUGGAGGAGAUGCACAGCCAGGAGAUGCAGAAGAGGAAGGAGAUGCAGCUCAGGUAUUGAUCUUGAUUUGAUUCCUAUUUUGUAUGUUUUGUUUGACUGCAAAAAGGAAUAGUUUUCUCUCUUUAUGUGGUGCAUUACAGCUUUAAGCUGUGUACUAUAGUCUGUAGAUGCCUGGGUUGUAAUUAGACUCAGUUAAUGAACAGUAAGGCUUAAGUUGGACCACAUCAGAUUAAUGUUUUCCUGCUGGGUAUUAGACAAGAAGAAGAGCGACGCCGACAGGAGGAGGAGAUGAUCCGCAAGAGGGAGAUGGAGGAACAGCUGCGUCGUCAGCGUGAGGAGAACUACAGGAUGGGCAACUUCAUGGAUGUAAGUUAAAUUUAACAAAAGAAAAAAAGACAUUCAAAGUAGAAAGUGGUUCAUCUGAUCAGAAGUUCCCCAAAGUUAAUGAUGUCUUUGUCUUUCUCUUUACAGAGAAACAGGGAUAUGAGAAUGAACUCAGGCAUCGGUGGUAAGUUUUCUGUCUUUUCUUAAAACCCUCCAGUAUGAUCAAACUGUUAAGCGAGCUAAAUGUAAAAACAGCUGUAAUAGAGUUAAUUUAAAAUACUACCAGUUGGUGGUUAUUCCUCUUUUAGUAUUUAUAGUAUUGGCAUGUUGUUCCUAACAGAUAUGUCCUUUGGUGCAGCCAACCAGAAGUUCAUGGGCUUUGAGGGACAGCAGGGAAUGGGGGCAGCUGCAGGAGGCCUGAUGGGCAACGACAUGGUAAUGUAUCCCUCUUUUAAGUAGUAGCUAAAGUAGUUCUGUCUGGCUUAAUUCUCUGUUGGAAAGACUGCCAGCUGUUUUAAACACAAAGGCUGGCUAAGCAGGAUGGGAAUAUGCAAAUGCUCUGCAUUCCCUGCUGUUUCGGUUCGAUCGCUGCUUGUUGGAAGUGACCGAUUUGCUGCCUUUUUUUGCGAGAGUUUCUUUCAAUGGCAAGCCGAACCCCGCCAGUUACUUGAGCUGAGUUUUUCAACUUUUAAACCACGAAACCGUCAACCUGCACUAAGACAUGAAUUAUUGCUCUUCAUUUUGUGCUCUCUCCGCUGUAGCCAGUCAGAAGUGGCUCUGCACGCUCCUCUCACUUCUUUGUGUAGUUGGCUGCUAUUGCAAGACCUGCCUCAUGUGAAAUGGACAGGCACUUUUCCUUGACCUGAGGAAGAACUCAACUACAAUUUUUGUUUUCCCCUGAACUGUUGACAAUGUGCUUAUUGAAUUUUGCUUCACUUUUUUUUACUUAACAAGCAGUUACACUUCGUAGGUAGAAACUAGGUGGUACAUAAAAUGGUGCAUUUUUGGGGUGGCGAUGCGAUGAUUUGUUCAAAGCUCCUUUUGUAUCACAGGCCCUCAAAAACUGUAAGUAGGGGUGUAUCUUCUUCUGUUCCAAUGUCUUUAACCUUCUCAUCAGCAUCUUUUAAGUAAUAACGCAGUCACAAGGUCUUUAGUGCAGGCGGAUGGUCAAAGUGGUGAAAAUAUUGAUAAGGGAUUAAAAAAAAGUGACAGCGAGUGUAAUUGGUGGGUGCAGGCAAAGCCAUGGACUGUUUUGUUUAGGUGAUGGUGAAUUCUGGACCCAAAGCUUUGCUUUAACCAGAACUGUAGUUCCAGUGUUUACUUCAGGAUUAUACUUCUAGAAGCUGAACAAGGUCUCAAAUGACAUGCAUAUCUGCAAAUGUGUUCGAUUUUGCUCCAGUAUAGAUGCAUGCAGAAAGUGGUACACUCAACGUUUGCACCUUUUCAGAAACCAAGAGAUUGAUAUAUCUCAACUUGUCUGAAGCACAUUACAAAGCAGAACGUGGAGCGCUCCUGUAAACACUCAGUCAUUAGUGACGUGUGGAUGUUCAACAGCAUGGAGGCUCAGUAAGGACUGUGGUAAUCAUCAGCAGAGCAUAGAUCCAGCUCAGUACAUCUACCUGAUUUCCUACAGUCUGAGUUCCUGUGCUCACUGCACUGAUGCAUUUUGGUUGCCAAUUUGGCAGAUAAUCGGUUAAUCAGAUUCAUGAAACUCUUCAGAAAUGGUCUGUUGGUUAAAUAUGGAUAAUUGAAACUGCUUUCUUGUUUGAGAACUGGUUGUGUUACAUGUCAUGUAUGAUUUAAGUAAACUGAGCUCAAAUUGAAUACACAGAGCACUUCCUGCCAUUCAGUUUCUGUACACAUGAAGGACCCUCCUCUUAAUACCUCUAUUCCUCUCAAGUUUCUGGCCUAAAAGCCGCUGUGGUACCUCGACAGCAGACACAGAAACUCUCAUCUUAAAGAAUUUCAAAGUCCUUAAAAAAAACCUGAAUCCAUCAGAAUUUGUUCCAGUGGAAAGUGACUUUAAUUUUCCAGGUUUCGAUAUUCAAAUUGAAGUUUUCAUUGAACUUGAAUUACAAAGAGUUACAGUAGCUGAAACUAAGGGUCCUUCUGAAAUUAGUAAACGUACCAACUUUCAGGAUAUAUUUUCCUAAACACCCCCAGAGCUGAAAAUGUGUAAUCUGGCCAUGAAUAGGGCUGCCCCCUGAUUAAAGCACCCUGGGAGGGUUACCUUAGCUUUGAAACUGAUCUACCUGCUGAGUAGCACAGGUGAAAAUGACAAUGUUUGAUGAUCAGUGUUGGUUUAUUGCACUUUAAAGGAAACAAGAUCAUGAGGAGAGGCUGUCAGCUCACAGGCAUAGUGUUUGUUUUAAUGUGUCUGGCUGUUUGUCGCUGUUUUAAUCUGUACAGAUGACAAAUCUGCAGCAUUGUCCUUUACUCAGGAACAAUAGCAGGCUUUUUAGCCUCUUUGUAGUUUAGCUAAGAGGAAUUUAGAAAAUAUCUUUGUCAGCUGGAUGCUUUAGGUGAGCAAAGCUCCAUUUUUCACUGAAACAAGUAAAUGCACGAUUCAAACCAUCAGUUUUUGUACAUAGAGCUUAAAUAUAUAGAACUGAUUGUUUUUUAUUUAUCAUGUUAAAUGGCUCGACUUAAUGAUGGACUAAAUUUCUACUGGGGUACAGCCCUUAUCAUGAGGCGACAAACACAGUGCGCACUUUUCAAAUACUUGAGUAAAUGACCAGAAAAGUCCAAGUGUUAGUGUUGGCAUGUUCAGGAGAGACCAUACUAGGUAGGCACUGACUAACAAAAGCAUUACCCUCUCUUCCUUUUCCGUAUGUAACCUGUGGCACCUGUGGACCUUCAUAUUGGAACGAACCGUUUCUUCGGAUGUGUCUCCUGCUGGUUGUGUUGUAAAUCUGCUCACAAUAUAAAUCAAAUCCUCUCUAUUACCACCAUUUCAAUAUGGACAUGAACUGUGUGCUCACGCACUGAAUAUGCAACCCAUACCUUAUUCUCCGACGCCCUAUCUGCCUCCUUUGCAAUAUUCUCCCCUACAGCGCAACGAGCGCUUUGCCCAGGGGGGUCCUAGGGGAAUGGGUCCUGGUAAUGCCGGGUACGGCAGAGUCCGUGAGGAGUUUGAUGGUCCUGCUAAAAAGGCCCGUUUUUAA